AUGAGUCAGCCAAGAAGCACAAAAGGGCUCUCGACUAGCCACCACACCCGAAGUAUGUCGAUGGAAAGCUUCUUGAAAUCUUGUCCGCCUACUCCUGCUCACACUCCCUUGGUUCGAUCGCCCGUCAGAAUACUCGGGAGUGGGUUAUCAGCUUUGACACUCGCACGCAGUCUGUACAAGAAGAAUAUCCCCUUCAAGAUCUUCACAAAGGAUCGUCGGCCUGAAGAGAACUCCAAUCGGCAUGAUUAUAGUAUCUCGCUCCCAGUGUGGAUUGUCAAUGACCUAAGGAAACUGCUGAACAUUAGCGAAAAGAGGUUUCAAGAUCGCCUUUUAGUGCCUAGCACCACACCUUUUCCUCAGAAAACGACCAAUACCAGAGUGAGAGUUCACCGCGGUAUGCUAGAACUUCUUUUGAGGUCACGAUUCAAGCAUGAGAUUGAAUGGAAUUGUGAGAUUAAGAUUAGAUCAAACGGGUCGCCUCGUUUGGUGUUUCCCCCGCAUGUCGAUCCAUUGGAAGGGAAUAUUACGUUCGACUGUAUGGGCGUUCAUUCUCCGAUACAAUGUCCAGGUAGCUAUAGAGAAAUCAGUCCCAUUGUGGUAUUCCGAGGCACCGUCAUCUUGUCAAAGACUUUGUGGAAUCAGAAGUUUCGAGAUUGGUUUCCUGGCAACACAGCGCACAUCCAUAAGAAAUUCGACAGAACCAAUUUGGAUCUCAUAAUCAACCACGUUGAUGCGCACAGCGGGGAAGUGAGCUUAACUUACAUCUAUUCACGGCCUCGGUUAGAUGGUUUAAUAGACACUGAAGAUGAGCUCUGGAAACCGACACGACCAACUUACGAAGCAGCAUCCCCUGUCUUGAUCGAAAAGUUUCUCAACGAAAUCAAAACCUUCCGACUAAAGCAUGAUCUACCUGGUCCUUAUAGCGAGAUUUUUAAUCCCGAAACGAUGAAAGAAAACAGAAUUCUACAUUGGCUGUUGAGAACUCACCAGGUGGACCAGCCAGAACUAAUCAAAUUGUGGACCGGCGAUGAAAAGAUGAUGAAACUAGGCGAUGCUAUAAUAACCAUGCCCAUAGUCGAGACCACUGGUGCUGAACUUGCUAUCUCAGAUGGUUUGGGUGUGGCUGAACAGAUUGAGAGACACGGGGGAGCGGGAUUGCACCGCUGGUUUAUUGAAAGCUGGGAAUGGAAACUUACUGCAUUUCGGGAAAGUAACCGCCAAGUCCACGCUCUGCAUCAUAACAAAGCUUUACAUCCUAGUAAGAGAGACUUUCUCUCCUGUGAGCAAACAUAUGGAGAAGGUUCAGUUCCAUGUGGUGGGAGCGAUAGUAAAUAUUGCUAUGAUCCUACGAUUGGGGAGUCGUGCUGCAUGCAAGAUUAUGGAUACUGUGGUAUAGGAGAUGUCUGCGCGUCGAUUGAGGGUUAUUGCUGUCACAAGGAGGAAAACGAACAAGUCUGUAUGCUUCGUCUCGGCAUCAGCGCCCCCGAUGAUUUCACAUCCGACCCGGAUUCUGCUAUCGAUUCGGGAGACGCAGAUUCCGGAUUGACAUCCGUCGCAUCCUCCUCAUCGGCUUCUCAAUCGCAGUCAGAAUCGCAAUCAACCACAGAAAUGAAGUCGGAUGAUAAAUCGACUGAUCCUGACCUCGGAACUGAAUCAGAUGAUUCGGACGGUAACUCCAGUCCACCCAUGUCCAUGCUAAUAAAUGCGUUGAACUCGGGUCCCCUCGCCGACGAAGAUGCAGGCGAAGACGAAGACGAAGACGAAGACCCAGACUCACUUUUGGACUCGGGAUCAGAUGUCGAUGUCGAUGCUGACACGGGAACUAAUGUGCACCCUGAAUCCACCGCCGUGGCUUUGAGUCGAGAGACUGCAGUAGCGUCUGCGAUGUCCCUUGACAUGACGAACAAGGAUGGGAUUUCUCGUGCUCUAGCUUGGGAUACUUCCACGCUAGUCUCGUCUUCGGUCGCGGGGCAGUCGAGUCGUGCUACGGCUGUGAAUAAUGCUAAUGGGCUGACAUUAUCGGCUCUUCCAUCGCAAUCUAUUUCAGAGGGGCUUAUUGCCAGCGCGACAACUUCUGGCAUUGAGGGAAUUUUCACCGGUGGAGCUAUGCGGAUGGGGAGGGAACCAGGUUUGGAUGGAGGGAUGGCAAGGAGCUGGUUGAUUUGCGGAGUGUCUUUUGUGGUUUGGGUUUUGUUGUGA
Molecule: messenger RNA, 2199 nt
Organism: Botrytis fragariae
Lineage: Eukaryota; Fungi; Ascomycota; Leotiomycetes; Helotiales; Sclerotiniaceae
Product: putative fad binding domain-containing protein
Exons: 4
Coding region: 1-2199 (732 amino acids)
Source: RefSeq, a predicted model, not a curated record